UCAUCUGGUGUGUUUAUGAGUAUCGAACACAUUGUCAUUUCUUUGAAUGUCGUAAUACAGCAGACACAAACAAACACCUAUCUGUAUCUUGAGUAUCCUUUCCUUAUUGCUGAAAGUAAAGUUGAAGUUUUCUACGUGCAGUGUGUGCUGGCCGACACAGAGUCACAGACACAUGCAGUUGGAGGUCAGACACCGACGUGUGCGGGUGUGCAGGCAUCAGUAGUAGCGGUUGAUCGUGAUCGCGGUGUGUUCGCAACCAGCAAAGCUCUCAGAUACCAGCGCGCUAUGGCGGUAGACUCAUCCUUCAUUUGGCUUCGGCCAGCCACUGAAAUGGAGGAAUUAUUGGACUGUGCUAACAAGAAAGGACUUUUCGUCACCGUGUAUGGGCUGACACUUCGCUCCAGUGUGCCUCUCACCGACAGUCAUAUCGAGGAAACGCUUCGUCACACCUUCAGGAAAGUGCCCAGUCUGAGGACGUGCUUCAGGAAGCGUGGAGACACCCUGUGGGCGUGUGACAUGAAUCGCGAGCGGCUCGAUUUUCAGGUGACUGACACUCGGGAGUUGGUUUCUGCCGCAGAAGCGUUGUUACACUAUCACUUUCCAACCACCGAGGGUCCCUUGUGGUGUGCGCGCCUCCUUUCUGCCGGCGCCCCUGGUCGCUGUUCCCGGCCGGAUCUAGCAGCUACCUUUCCCCACACCCGCACUCUGCUGCUGGCUAACCAUCAUGGCAUUGCUGACGGCACAACAAAUAUGUUUGUGACUAACGUAUUCCUCCAAGUGCUGGACGACGUGCUCGCUGGCAAACCUGUCGACGACACAGUUCAGCUUGGUAAAGUGGUUGCCGGGGAAGAGACCAAAGCUUUACUGACAGCGAAAAUAGAAGAACUGACGAAGGACGAAGACCGCUUCAAGCAGCUGCAAGAUGACAUAAUAAAGGCACAACAAGCUGAGAAACUUAUUCCACGUACUUAUCCCAUGCCCAGAGAUCCUAAUUUCAAGUGUCAGAUAGUUCUGCGGGAUCUGGACAAGGACAGCACAAUGACCUUCAUCAGGAAGUGCAAGCAGGAGGGCGUCACGGUGAACAGUGGGCUGGCAUCGGUGUUUAACGUGAGCCUCGUCGAUUUCGUGCGGGAAGGAGGUUUGCAGCAAGACUUUUACCGUAUCCGGGAACUGCAUACAGUUAGCCUGAGACGCAACUGGUCAGGGGACACCUCGGGGACCUUGGGUGUUCACAUGAUGGCACUCGAGAACAACAUUUCAACGCCAGCCAGGUGGCGGGACAAUUUUUGGGAGUACGCCAGAGGUAUGCAUAAAAGCCUCAGUCAAGCCAUUCAUGGAAACGACGCAUUGAUGUACGUGGUGUCAAUGUCGUUGGAAGGCAGCACAGAGGAUCACUUCAAAGAGCGGCCAAUGCCAGAGUGUGACUACGGGUCAGCCAAUAUGGGGAACGCAGACCGCCUCAUCCCAACAGAAGGUCAGCACGUGCGGUUGGCACAUCUUCUCAGGGCCACCUCAUGCUGGAACGAUCCCAUGUACUACUUGUUCCACACCCUACAUGGCUGCUUCAUGUUCGGCUUAACCUACGCCAGUGACAUUCUCUCGCGGGAAAACGCCCAGAAGCUGGUGGACAAGAUCUUUGACAACCUGUUGGCCGUGACGCAGAUGUAAGCAAAACAAGAAAUUAGUGGCAUAAGACGAGCCUGGCCGUUGUUAGAUGUUGUGUCCUGUAACCAUUACAAUUAUUGUUCUGACCAAAAGAUGAACCAAGAGAGCAUCGAGCAUCACCAUCGUUAUGUACCAGACCAAACAGAAAAAAAAGGAAUUUUCUAUAACAAAUUCAAAUUGUUGUUCAUAGUCAAUGAAUUGCUACAGAUUUUUUUUUCUUGCCAUUAUGAUUGUUUUCCCUAUCUAGGAGCAAAGUAAUUCCACUCUCCUUAUUUUCUAGCUGCUAUGGAUGGCUGACUUGUUUUCUCACUUAAUUCUUCCAUUAAGAACAAUUGCUCCUUAAAAUAAUUGACUUAUGGAGGAGCGUGAUGGAGUGUAGCCUAUAUAUACUUCUUUGUAUAACAAAUCACAUUUACCACAGUGACCAUUACCAGCCGUGAUCCAUUACUGCUCUGGUUAGCAUUAAUAUAAAAAAAUAAAUAAAUAAAUAGAUAAAUAAAA
Molecule: messenger RNA, 2166 nt
Organism: Scylla paramamosain (green mud crab)
Lineage: Eukaryota; Metazoa; Arthropoda; Malacostraca; Decapoda; Portunidae
Exons: 3
Coding region: 16-1668 (550 amino acids)
Source: RefSeq, a predicted model, not a curated record